Caenorhabditis angaria is the source of this 549-nucleotide messenger RNA. The record is from the annotation of a GenBank genome assembly. NCBI's taxonomy places the organism in Eukaryota, Metazoa, Nematoda, Chromadorea, Rhabditida, Rhabditidae.
AUGAAAUCAAUUUGCUAUUUGGUAUUUCUGAUUGUUCCAACUUCCACUUUCCUUCUUGAAGGAUUGGGUCUAGGUUUGCCGCGUCAACAAUGUUGUUGUCCACCUUUACCACCACCACCUCCACCGUGUGGGGGAGGAGGCGGUGAAUAUGUGGGAAAUUAUGAGGGACCCCCACCACCACCACCAUAUGCAACUGGAUAUCCAGGUCCAUACAAACAUAGACAAAAGAGGUAUAGUAGUUUUUAAUUUUGAAAAUCAUUCCGUUUCGAAAUGAAUAACCUUUUCAGAUCUACCAAACCAGCGAACCUUGAAGCAUCUAGCGGCGAUCUUUUCUGUAAUAGUGUUCAAGUUCGAGAUAUUAUCAAACAAGGAAUGAAUAAUGAUGAGAAGACAUCAAGAGAAACCAUCACAACUUUGUUGAAAACUCAACUUGAGCGAGAAUAUGUUGUGAUUUGCUCGAAAAAUCAUUUCGAUUUUUUGGCUUCAACUGAUUCGGAAUUCUGCUCGGUUACAAAGGAAGGAUUGACUUGCUCUACAUUUGUUUUCUAA